AUGUCUGCAGGCUUUUCUGGCAAAAGUAAGUCCUUUAGUAAUGAAUACGUUUUGCUUCCAAUCAAACUCAGCAGAGUUGGCACUUGAUGAUUGUCGUCGACAUCGUUUGCAGCGAAAAAAUGUUGUACUCGUUCGACAUACGUCCCCCAGCUUUCUUGGGUUUCAUCAAAAACAUCAAUUUUUACAAUCGUUGUCAUUUCUGGACUUAUAACAAUCCCAAAUUCGACGCCACUGUCGUGUAUUUAGAUUAUACUCUUAACAAAAUAUGAAUAAUACAUAAGCAUGGCCAAUCUACAUAUCUAAUGUGCAUGUCCGUGCGUAUGACCGCUGUCCGUCUCUAUCGAUAUAUCUAACAAAAGUGUAAUAAUUUUAUUGUGUUUAGAUCAAUUCACAUCAGCUGGUCAAACCACCCAACCUUCCUCCACUACCAAAAGUACCAUUCCGCCUUUUUCCACUACUGGGGGUGCCACUCAACAUUUCUUCACUACUGAGAGUACCACUCUACAUUCCUCCACUACUGAUGGUAAUACUCAAUCUUCCUUCACUACUGAGGGUGCCACUCUACCUUCCUCCACUACUGAUGGUACCACUCAACCUUCCUCAACCACAGAGGAAAUCAUUCAACCUUUCUCCACUACAAAAGGUACCAUUCAACCUUUUUCCACUACUGGGGGUUCCACUCAACAUUUCUUCAAUACUGAGAGUACCACUCUACCUUUCUCCACUAUUAAGGGCACCGCUCAACCUUCCUCCACUAUUUAUUGGACCAAACAACAUUCCUCCACUACUGAGGGUGCCACUCUACCUUCCUCCACUACUGAGGGUACCGCUCAACCUUUCCCAACCACAGAGAAAAUCAUUCAACCUUUCUCCACUACAAAAAGUACCAUUCAACCUUUUUCCACUACUGGGGGUUCCACUCAACAUUUCUUCACUACUGAGAGUACCACUCUAUCUUUCUCCACUACUAAGGGCACCGCUCAACCUUCCUCCACUAUUUAUGGUACCAAACAACAUUCCUCCACUACUGAGGGUGCCACUCUACCUUCCUCCACUACUGAGGGUACCACUCAACCUUCCCCAACCACAGAGAAAAUCAUUCAACCUUUCUCCACUACAAAAAGUACCAUUCAACCUUUUUCCACUACUGGGGGUGCCACUCAACAUUUCUUCACUACUGAGAGUACCACUUUACCUUCCUCCACUGCUGAUGGUAAUACUCAAUCUUCUUUCACUACUGAAGGUACCGCUCAACCUUCCUCUAAUACUGAUGGUACCACAUGUACACAACAUUCCUCCACUACUGAGAGUACCACUCUACUUUCCUCCACUACUAAGGGCACCGCUCAACCUUCCUCCACUAUUUAUGGUACCAAACAACAUUCCUCCACUACUGAGGGUGCCAUUCUACCUUUCUCCACUACUGAGGGUAUCGCUCAAUCUUCCUCCACUACUGAUGGUACCACUCAACCUUCCUCGACUACAGAGGAAAUCAUUCAACCUUUCUCCAUUACAAAAAAUACCAUUCAACCUUUUUCCACUACUGGAGGUGCCACUCAACAUUUCUUCAUUACUGAGAGUACCAUUCUACCUUCCUCCACUACUAAGGGCACCGCUCAACCUUCCUCCACUAUUUAUGGUACCAAACAACAUUCCUCCACUACUGAGGGUGCCACACAACAUUCCUUCACUACUGAGAGUACCACUCUACCUUCCUCCACUACUAAGGGCACCGCUCAACCUUCCUCCACUAUUGAUGGUACCACACAACAUUCGUCCAUUACUGAGGGUGCUUCUCUACCUUCCUCCACUACAGAGGGUACCGCUCAACCUUCCUCCACUACUGAUGAUACCACUCAACCUUCCUCAACUACAGAGGGCACCGAACAACCUUCCUCCACCACUUUUACACCAGGUAAGUUGUUUGUUUAGAAUUUAGUACACUUUAACAAUGAAAACAGGUUGGAUAAACCAUAUAGAAUGCGUAUUUGAUCACGAAUCAUGCCUCCACAUUUUCCCAAGCGCGUGCGCCAAUGGCGUUCACUUAAAAUCCGCCGUAUUAAAUUUGACUAGCAGCGAAAACUACAAAGUAUAACGAUAGUGGUAUUUAGAUCUUGGAUUUGUCGCUUUGUCUUCGCUGUGGUUCUUGCGAAAUCUACUUCUUCAUCGUCAACAUUUAUGGUAUUAUUUGGUUUUAAUUAAACUGUUCUUCGUCGAGGUCCAGUGUAAGGAGACGCUGAAUUCCUGUAGACUAACUUCAUUUAUACUGGAAUUUAUUAUGGCUAACGUACUCUAUCAUUAGCGGUCUCCCAGAGGUCCAGUAUGGGUCAUCGCUUAACGUUUUAGUGUAACAACAGGAGAAAACCUAAACGAAUUUAAAGAUGCUGUAAAACCGCAAUGUAACGAAACGCCUUGCUACUUUUUGAACAGCUAUAUUUAUAAAAUACUAGAAAAUACAUGCAUGCAGAAACCCUCGCCUUGCUGACAAAACCAUUGUAUUUUCCGAACAUGAAGUAUCUAGAGCAGUUGUCAUGGUAACACGAUAAUUUUUUAAGAAUAUUCUUACAAAUCUCCUAAAAAUAUCACUUUUAAAUACAAAAUUAUCAAUUUCCCAACAUAUAUAUGUUAGCUAUGUUAUUAUACGUAAUAUAGGCUUCAAUUUAAGAUAAAAUUCAACAACAACCGCUUCGCAAAACGUUUUAAAGUGUUCUUUAUAAUUAAAUGGCUUUAUCGAUAAACUUUGAGUUUGCAAUAAAAUGAUUUCAAAUUCUCGCUUGCAAAUAACUUUGCUUUCUUUUUUAUUAAAAAAAUGCAAUAUAAUAAAAAAGGGAAUCAAUAUUAAAGAUACACUGAUAUUAUUAGCCCGCGUGCAGGCCCAAGGGAGCAGGCUCAAGGGAACUUGAUAGUGGGCCUGCAAGCAAGGCCCGGUAUUUUGUACUUUCCGCGUUCGCCCACGAACGCGGCAUUCUGAUUGGCUGUUUGCUGUUGGAUUCUAUAAUUAGGUCAGUGAUUCAUCACAAAGGCUCUCGAUAAGCUCAAAAUUCGAAAAUUGAUCACUUUUUUCGAUUAUAAAUGGAACAAGAACAGACUGUUUAUUGUUUACUAGAAGGAAGAGAUUUUUUGUGCCGUUAUGCCAAUGGGGAUUGCUUGUCGUGAGUUGUUGGAAUAGCAACAUUACGACUGGGGUAAACUAUAGUAACCUUUACUUGAGUUUCAUUAAUUUCAAACAGACUUGAAACGUUAUAUGUUCCUCAAGAAAAUUAUCUUUUGGUUGAUGUUGAGAUGCAGUUGCAUGUAAGCCUAUUAGAAACACUUUGCGAUUUACAAGGCUUCGCUGAGAGAACGAAACAGAAGACGGUAUAUUUAAAUUGCCGUUUGAAACGAAACGAUCUGGACUCUGAACGCUCUCUUCUUUUGUAGAGUUCUUUACCAAAUGAAAUAACUGAAGUAAAUUUCGUACUUUCCGCCGCCAACAAGAAUUGCACACACGAUCUGAUAAGUGAGACAAUUUAUUUAUAACAAUGCCAACGGCGACAGCGAAACACACAUUAUAAAUGUGGUCGCACGACUUCCCUCACGAUUUGAAGUUUGAGACUGGUUUUCUGUUGAAAUUCGUCCUAAUUUGCCUGUUCCGAUUUUAGUUGAAAAUGAGCACUUGCAAAUUUGGCAAUUACUGACUGCGUUGCUUGCUUUUUUAGAGUUAAAACGCAGCCAUUUACACAUUGUUUAUGUUCUGAAUAUGCAGAGAAAACCCCGCAACAUUUUAAUGCGAGUUUGUUUGUUAAUAUUUGGGUGCUGUCAUUGGUUCUUUUUUGACAAUUGACGUGCGAAUGGGGCGUGUUAUGAAAAGGGGCGUUUUACAAAAUACCGGGCCUUGCUUGCAGGCCCACUAUCAAGUUCCCUUGAGCCUGCUCCCUUGGGCCUGCACGCGGGCUAUGAUAUUAUAUGCUGUCUUGUUUAGUUGUUUCAUAUACGCAAACGCCGUCGGGUUUUAAAUCCAUUAUAAAAUCAAUAUUUAAAACAAACUUACCUUCGUUAACGUCGGCUCCCUUCUUUUAGCCGAUUCUUUCGCCCUUUCUUUAUGAAAAAACUUUUGAAAUUUACAAAAUCUUGCAAAAAGGCGAGCAAAAAAUUCAUCAAUCAUCAAACAAGAAAUGUUUGCUAUUUCGCUGUCGUCAUACAGUCGUUAAUGCAAAUUUUAAAUUGGACCAAUCAGUGUCCGCUAUUCAUGACAGUCCGCCAUAUAUUUGAGAUCAGUGAGGAUGACCACCCACGGUUGGUCACCCAGGCCCGCGAUAUUUGAUGAACUUUAGACUCCGCUAAUGCUUUCGUUUCCCCGGGUGUAAAUAGCCGGGGGGAAUUAGUACCCUCGCACGGCGCUUCGCACCGUCGGCUCGGGGAUGAUAUACUAACUGAAUAUCUAACACUUUUGUGAUUUGCCCUGCUUGUAAAUGAAUAUAAGCUAAACGUUUCAAUUCAAGAAAAUUCGAAAGGUGCAAAAUUUGGGCAAUGUUUAUAUCUGUGGGUUUCACCCUUUGUUAUGAGCAGAACUGAUGCGCUGAGCGGAAUUUACAGCAUCAAUAAUUUGAAAUUAAUACUGAUUUUGAUACGGGACACCGGGACAUCAUAAUAGCUAGCUCUUUCAGUUCUAAACGGCUGUUCUCACAGACCAGAAGUGGUUCAGUGUUACGACAGAAGAAAAACUAAACUAACUUAGUAUAUAGACCUUAUUCAUAAUUCGCAAUCGGGGCCCCGUUUCCUCGGAAACGGGAAUAAACGUGGUCGAACAAACAAAAGCUGGCCUACUUGCGAAAAGCCAAAUCACUGCCAAGUUCAGGACGCCUUUUUCUUGUCGUUUAAUUCAAUUUAGAACGACUUUGUAUAUAUUUUUAACAUUUUGUCCCAACAACGAAAGCUAGAAACGAGACUGCUAUGAAAAAGACCGCUCUUUCUCCAGUUUUCUGUGUGGAAAAUGUCAAAAUAUGACAACGUAGCGAUGGUGUUUAUCCAGAGAUGAAAAACAGUAUUUUAUUGAGAUUGUAACGUCAAUAUAUAACUUAUUCCGUGACAAAAUGAAGACAACCAUGGAAGGAAAGUUUUAUUUUCAUAUCUUGGCAUUUAAUAAUAUGAAAGAAAACAAGAGGUCAAAAUUCACCAGAAAACUUCAAAUGUUAUUGAUUCGCAUGGAAAGUUUUUUACUUAUGUAUGAAAUAUGUUUGCGCCUCGAAGACAUUCUGCAAGCAGUCUAAAAGUUUAAGGAAUGGAAGCUACCUUCACUGAGUGCAUAGGCGUACGGGAAGGAAAAAAUUAGGGGGCGGAAAGAAAUUUGCCCAACUUUUUCGGAUUGUUCCCGAGUUGUCAAAAAAAAAUUUCCCGGGAAACUUUCCAAAAUUGUUGUCGAAGGGGGAAAGGAGUGAUUACGAAAAAUUCCUAUUAGAUAGCAUAUUUCCCACAAAAUUGACAGAAUUUCCCACAAAAUUGACAGAAUUUGUCCCAUUUAUUUUUAUAAUAAGCCAAUAUUUCCCGACUGUGAAGCGAAUAUUGCCCGACUGGCUUUGUUUGCCCAACAAACUGGGGGGUUUGCCGCCCCCUCCCCCCCCACCCCCGCCCGGUACGCUCAUGACUGAGUGAGUAGUAAUCUUAUUUCUUUAAUUAACAAUGGUUUCAUAUUUCCUACGAUUUUGAAAUUGUAGAAGUUUGUAGACGUUUGAUAAUUGUUGGGUUUUUUGCGAAAGUUUUCUUUUCCGAUUGACCGCAGCAUUUUUGUACGGUAAAUAUUUCAGGAAAAUGACAAUAUAUUUUCUCAAAAGCAUUACUUCAACUUUCAUUCUUAGUUUUAUAGAUAAUUUGUGGAAAAUGCGUUGAUUUUUUAGACAACAUAUUUCUAGUCUUGCAAUACCCGGCACUUUUCCCGUGUUUAUUCCUGUUUCCUAGGAUGCGGGUCCCCGAUUUCGAUUUAUUAGUAAAGUUUAUGAGUUAUGCCGGAUAGUAAACUGUUCUCCUUGGAGGUCGAGGGUGUUUGGUUGAGUCAAAAGCUCUCAAAGAACUAUCAGAGGUACAGAAAGGCACACAUAAAAGACACUUGCCAAAACACACUCAACUAUUUCAAGUAGAUUGCUACACUUUAAUUUUGAGAACAUUCAAUUUCGUAAACAUUUGAUUUCGUGAAAGCCAAAUUAAAUUUAAUACCAUUUAUUUAUAGUAAUUCUCGCACUUUUGUAGUACAAUGUUUGUGUGACAGUCAAACGGAGGACAAGAAAAUUCGCAUAGAUCUUCUAAUACCGCUGGUUAUUUUGGCCCUAUGUUUUCUUCUUUCACUUGCUGUGAUCAUAUACCAAAAUCGUCGUCUCCAAAAUAGCAAUAGGAGGGCGAGUCAUGGCGAAGGUACGUAUGUUGUCUUUUACCUUAAAAUUAAACAAGUUAAUUUUAUAGUUUGUUUAUACUUGUCAGUGGAUAUCUUUAGCAAUUUGUAACUGCUCUCCCUACGUACAGAGGUCCAGCAUGGACGAUCUUGUGUUGAUCCGCAAGCAAACAUAAAUUGUAAUUUAAUUUGUUAUGAAUAUCUGUAUCAGCUCGAACGCCUCUCCCCCAUAGAAGCUCAGUAAGGACUCCUACUUGGUUCAAAUAUUCCGGAUAACUAGGAACUCUCAAAAAUUUGACAGAGCCAAACUGGAAGCACUGUUGUUACAUUAUAAUACGACAAGUGGACUUUUACGUCUUAUGUUUCAAGAAUAUUUAAUUAUUUAGAUGACAAUAUCAGGUGAGAGGAUGAGUACGCAGGAAGUAUAUUAAUCACUGUUUAAUUUACUGGUUCCUUUUAGUUACAUUGUCUAAACUUUGUAGUUUCCAUUUCAAAACCUACAGGACAAGAACUCUCGAACUACAUGUUUAUGAAAGACAACAAGGAAGCUGGUGAUGAUUAG
Paramuricea clavata is the source of this 6923-nucleotide messenger RNA. Lineage: Eukaryota; Metazoa; Cnidaria; Anthozoa; Malacalcyonacea; Plexauridae. The record is from the annotation of a GenBank genome assembly.